Messenger RNA from Penicillium macrosclerotiorum, 957 nucleotides. Its product is annotated as signal recognition particle receptor subunit beta. NCBI's taxonomy places the organism in Eukaryota, Fungi, Ascomycota, Eurotiomycetes, Eurotiales, Aspergillaceae. Bases 1 to 957 code for a protein of 318 amino acids. The record is from RefSeq and is a predicted model, not a curated record. The transcript is spliced from 2 exons.
AUGGCGAGUCAAGCAGGUUGGAAUUCAGUGACUGGCAUCGCAACGCUGUUGCUGGAUGGCAACUGGGUCUCCAUUGUCAUCGCCAUCAUAAUUACCUUCGGUGUUCCGAUUACCCUGCAUUUCCUUUUCUACCGCGCCGUAGCCUCGCCGCCCUCCAGCAACUUCAUCCUCCUAGGUCCUAGCGGAGCGGGCAAGACAGCUUUCACUACGCUGCUCGAAGCUAAAUCCUCCCCGGCUUCGAAUAAGUCUCACAGCACUCACACCUCCCAGAUCUCUACUCUGGUCUCAGUCAGCCUUCCCCCGACUGUCCCCACUGCCUCCAAUCGCUACCGUUCUGUCAAUGAUCCCUCAUUGAAGGAAGCUGUACGGAACCCGGUCAGAUAUCGCCUGCGGGAUACCCCCGGGCAUGGAAAGCUUCGGGCCUCUCAGGGGAUCUCCGAGCUUCAGUCUAUGUCCACGUCCAACGACACAAAGAUGAAGCUCCGUGGCGUGAUCUUCAUGGUUGACACCGCAGCUCUUGUGGAUGAAACUACUCUCCGAGAUACCGCGACGUACCUGCACGACGUCCUAUUGGUUCUUCAGAAGCGCGCCCUGGGUAAAGGCAAGUCCUCGACCAAACGGGUCGCGGAAGUCCCUGUCUUAGUCGCCGCAAACAAGCAAGAUCUGUUCACCGCGCUGCCACCAGGCUCAGUGCGUGAGAAACUGGAGGCCGAAAUUGAUCGCAUCCGGAAGUCCAAAACCAAAGGCUUGAUGGAUGCUAGUAUGGACACUGGAGUAAAUGAUGAGGAAGAAGAGGUUCUGGGUGAUGACGAUGCCCAGGGUAUCUUCACCUUCAAGCUUCUUGAGGAAGUGGGUGUCAAGGUUGAUGUAGUUGGUGGUGCGGUCAAGGGUGACGAGCAGGAAGAACUGGGCUCUGGCGUUCGUCGCUGGGAGGAGUGGGUUGGCAUGUGUUUGUGA